CACACACUCCAGUGCCUGACUGACUUAACACAGACGAUCAAAAACACUCCAGCCGACAGGCAUCGAAAAGAAGAAGAGGGCUUCUUUCGGCCAAAGUUGAGGAGAAAUGGAAAGUAACCAAGCCAACAAGUCUCCUGAAGAAAAAGACAGGACAAACGUGCGUCUGGUGUUUUUGGGAGCGGCAGGAGUGGGAAAGACAGCCCUCAUCCAACGCUUCUUAAAGGACACCUUUGAGCCCAAGCACCGGCGCACGGUAGAGGAGCUCCACAGAGAGGAGUAUGAGGUCGGGGGUGUCAAAGUAACCAUCAACAUCAUGGACACCAGCGGCAGCUACUCCUUCCCAGCCAUGCGGAGGCUCUCCAUCCAGAAGAGUGAUGCCUUCGCCCUGGUCUACGCCGUCAACGAUCCAGCAUCCCUGGAGGCAGUGAAGAGCCUGAGGGACGAGAUCCUGGAGGUCAAGGAGGACAAGUACACGCCUAUUGUGGUGAUCGGUAACAAGAUCGAUUGCCGCCAUGAGCGGCAGGUGUCCAGCGAGGACGUGCUCUCCACGGUGGAGCUGGACUGGAACAACAGCUUUGUGGAAGCGUCGGCCAAAGACAACGUUAAUGUGCUGGAGGCUUUCCGAGAGCUUCUCCAGCAGGCCAACCUGCCCAGCUGGCUCAGUCCGGCACUGUGCCGCAGGCGGGAAACCUUUCCCAAAGAGCAGAAGAAGAUACCUCCAAUGAACAAGACCAACAGCUGCCUCAUCUCCUAAUGACUUGAAGGUGCAUGAGGACACCAACUUAAACAUGCACUCAAGGCAAAAAGAGAGUGGGCGCUUGUUUGAUGGCUCGCUGGCUGGAUAGAUGUAUCGAUGCACAACACAAAUCCUCAUCUUAGAAGAACGAUGCAAAGGAUAACACACCAAGCACACACAUUUCAAACUAACUUUCCAGACUGGGAGAAAAAUGGGUCAACUUAAACACAAACUGAUGUGACUAGAAGACGUAUUCAAAUGUUGCAAUGACAAAGUGAAGUCAUCUCAUCUGUAUAGCUUUAACAACAUCUGUAAAGUGGUUUAUGAAUGUCUCUUUUGCUCAAAACAUGCCUAUGAUGCAUCCAUGUGAAGCACUGUUUUUCACUCGCUUUUUUUUUAAACUACAAACUGUAAACAUAACUUUGUCUAAUAA
Molecule: messenger RNA, 1169 nt
Organism: Dunckerocampus dactyliophorus (ringed pipefish)
Lineage: Eukaryota; Metazoa; Chordata; Actinopteri; Syngnathiformes; Syngnathidae
Gene: rasd4
Product: rasd family member 4
Exons: 1
Coding region: 107-754 (215 amino acids)
Molecular function (GO): GTPase activity; GTP binding
Source: RefSeq, a predicted model, not a curated record